Molecule: messenger RNA, 3235 nt
Organism: Linepithema humile (Argentine ant)
Lineage: Eukaryota; Metazoa; Arthropoda; Insecta; Hymenoptera; Formicidae
Biological process (GO): engulfment of apoptotic cell; phosphatidylserine exposure on apoptotic cell surface; apoptotic process involved in development
Cellular component (GO): plasma membrane
Source: RefSeq, a predicted model, not a curated record
AUUUACGUAUUGAUAAUAUUACAAUCUCAUUUUAAAAACCGCGCUUAAAAAAUCAGUUUCGAAAUACUCCCAGAUGGCGCUUGCAAUGCGCUUUUCUGCUUGUAUAUUUUCCUUUCUUGGUAAUGCAAUUAUUAAAUGCAUUUGUUUUUUAACUUCGUUUUUUGUGGUCUUUUAAAUUAUCCAGAUGAUUAAAAAUAUUCUAAUUUGAAUGCAAGAAGUGCAUUAUAAUGCAGUUGAAAAGAAUGGUUAUUUUCAGAUGUCCUCAGAUUAGGUUAGAUCGGAUUAUACACAUUUGCAGGUUAUCUUUUUUAUACGAUGUAUGCGUGCGCGCACGAGUCGACGCUUUCCUUCGGAUGCGCGACGGGACGAGUGCUCUUGCACUCGUAUGGCGUUUUUGGUGUACGUGUUCGUUCGCGUCGUCUGCGAUUGAAAAAGAAAAAAAAUAACCAUAACCUAUACUGUACGUAACAAAGGCAACAUGGUAUCAGCACUCGAAGACGUUUUAUCGUCACCUUGCGAAACUAAGGCUUAUCAGUUUAUCUUUCUUUCGGCACGUUGACUAAUCGAUCAAACUGCACCACUUGUCUUCCUUAUCAUUCUUCCGUAAAGUUCAUCGUAACCUCACAAGUUGCGCGCGACUGUAAUUUACACGGAGUGUUUUGUAUUUUUUGUAAAUGUGGAGCAAAUGGAGGAAUAUCAAUGAUACUGCUGUUUGGUGCAAAACCGAAGAGUGCGACUGCGCUAUUUGGUAAAACACUGUGGUCUUUAUUGUGGAAAUGAUUCCAUUAGUCUCAAGAGGCUGUUUUAGAAACGUCAUAGUUGAUCCAUAACAAUUUAUGGUAAAGUCUCAGCAGUGGAAGAAUUCUGAAUGCAGAAUACAUAUGGUAUCAAAAGAGAAAAAUGACCUGAAGCAGACCUGCUAAUUCUGCAAAAAUGGCAUAUGACACAACUGAGCUUUGUCAUAGAAAAUCCAUACGUUGCAUGAAGAUCCCGUUGAAAUCAACGGAGCAGAUAUACCUGAUCUUCCUCAUACCAAUAUUGCUCAAUUGUUUUGUGUAUAUUGUUCACUUUGCUGCUGAUUUGGUGGUAGCUAUUCAACACUUCAGGGAAGGCAAUCCACUAUGGGGAAGUUCCACCAUUUUGUUCAUGUAUGCCCCAGCACUCACAUACUUUAUACUGACAGUCUCAAGGCCAGAUUGGUGGAUGACAGAUGAUGACAAAGUGUCGAAGGGUGUUCUUCGUUGGUUUGGCCUCCAAGUGUGCCAGCUCUUGUUCUUCGUCUUCUUCGUACUGUACAGAUACGCAGGACUGAUCGUACUGUCUGUAGAUGCCAUAAAUUUGUCAGGAGAUGCGAGAGUUAAGACGUUAAAUGUAGCUGCAGCGCCCGCAGCUAUUGAACUGUACUUUUUCCUGCAAGCAUGGUUUCAAGCCGCUCCGCAGGCCGUCUUUCAGACGCAUCUGCUCUUUAGACAGAGCUCUACUCCGCGCAGCUAUCAAUCAGUGACGAUACAAGUGCUAUGCAUCAUCAUGUCUAUCAUAAUAUUGGCCAUUCAAGCAGCUUCUUUUCAAAGAUUUGAAAGCCAGCGUGUAAACGGCAGAAAAUUGCCAUGGGCAAUGUGGCUGAAGAAGUACCGCAUUGAGGAAUUGAAAAAUAUCGAAGAGAAGGCGCCAUUGCAAAUGUUACCUGCUCCGUCAUCGCAGGAGAACAAGCCAGACGCACCAGCCGAGUCACCGGAAAACAAUCCAUUGGAAGAAACUCCGAUUCCCGAUUACGAACGGCAGCUUCAAGAGGAAUCCCGUGCAGCUUCAUUAAACCGUCAAAUCUCUGUGACGCCGCCGUUGCCGCCGAAAAAUGCGCACGUAACGCCGCCGCCGACGCCGUUGCGCGGCAUCACGACGGUCGCCCCGCUUCCGGUGCCGGAUGCGCCAGCGCCUCCGCGUCCGGAUUCCGUUUACAGAGAAGCGGAAGCAACGAAUACGACGUCGACCGUCGAAUCGAGUCAAAGACUGAUUGGCAGCGGCAGCGGCAGCAACGACGGGCAGAGCCUGAAAGUUCCUAAACGCAAGUAUUCCGAGAAAGGUCUCGAAGAGGACGACCCGAUGGGCAAGUUCCUGUCCUUCGUCUGGUGGUUCCUCUUCAUCCUGGCGCGCGUGUUUGCCAUCGCCUUGGCAUACGAGUUCUAUCCUACGAUCGUGCUGGCGGUGCUCAGCGUGCACUACGCCGCUAUGCUUAUCUAUCUCUUUUACUACUCCAAGUAUUACGAUGCGAUCGCGUGCCUCGUUAAUCUCUGGCUCGGCCUGGUCUAUGUGUUCAGCCUGAUCGAGUACCGGAUCAAGUUCAAGUACGCCGAUUGGUGGACGCUGCCAUACUACGUGUUGGUGAUGGCGCAGAACACCGCGCUCACUCUGUCGUGGUACGUGAACGCCGACUGGGACGGUUUCUGGUAUACCUACAUAUUCUGCGCGAUCCUUGUUAGCAUGGCGCUCUGCGUCCUCUCGACCCUGGUGUACCACGCGAUGUUCAAGCCAAAGAAGUGCCGAGUGUACAGUAGCUGACGAUCGCUCGAGGCAGUUCCGUCCUUUCGAAAAGUCUUCUGAGAAUCGUACUUCCUUUUACUAUGUUAUACUUACGCGUAAGGAAAAUGUAGGAAUUGACGUAACACAGCGGAGAAAGCAAAAACGUUCGGAUAUGCAUUGAACAUUACGUCGUAUUUUAUUUAGAUUCUAUAGAUAUUAUUCUCUGACUUAGCAAAAGCCCAAACUUCUUGUGUUCAGAUGUUUCGACGACUAUUUCACCCUCCUAAAAAUAUAUUAUAUUAUAUAUAUAUAUUAAAUAUAUAUAUAUAUUAAAUAUAUAUUAUUUAUAUUAAAUAUAUAUAUUAAUAUAUAUUUAUGAACAAUUGCUAUACGCGUUACAAUUGACUGCAGUCUUAUGCUAAUUGUAGAACGUAUAAUUCAUGUAAAAAAGACUUUUAGACAUAGUCAUUGUUAGACUGGUGCAAAAGAUUGUCAUUUUUGUUACAUACAAUUGCGCACGGUUUCGAAUGAAUUUUAAUCAAAAUAUUGCCAAUGCAUUUUUUAUCUAGAAAAAUUUCUUCGAUUGUCUUCUGAUCUUUAAAAUAGAUCUCAAUGCAAAAGUGUCAAAAAUCUUUUGCACCUAUUUUAGGCAGCAUGUUCCACUUUUUAACAAUAUGCUUUACGAAUUGCGAAUAUAUUUACAAGUUAUAAAUAUAUA